This is a messenger RNA of Blastomyces dermatitidis ER-3, 1782 nucleotides long. Its product is annotated as isopropanol dehydrogenase. The transcript has a single exon. Gene Ontology annotation, molecular function: oxidoreductase activity. Bases 397 to 1533 code for a protein of 378 amino acids. The record is from RefSeq and is a predicted model, not a curated record. Gene Ontology annotation, cellular component: mitochondrion. Lineage: Eukaryota; Fungi; Ascomycota; Eurotiomycetes; Onygenales; Ajellomycetaceae.
CAUGUGUCGAGACAACAGAGGGGACGAAUUACGCAAAGGACGGAUGCAUUGCAUAUGGGAUUUGGAGCUAUCGCCAGGCGUCAACGGGCGAAGUUUUGCAAAAGGAAGGUCAAAGACAAGCAAGCUAGGGCAUUGAUGAAUGCUUCCCGGGUAGAAUCUCUCCCGUCUGCUGGGGCAGCCGGAGGUAGAAGCUCUCUGUGCAACGAAAGAACAAUGUCCUCCUCAAAUUCCGUUCUCUCAAGUAUAAAAGAUGCCGUGGAACCCACUGAAUCCAAAGUGCUUUUGAUAUCCUGAACAAAUCGCCAUCCUUAAAAGCAUAUCAUUCCGUUUCAGUUCCCCAAAAGCAUGGAAAGACGCGCUUCCAACUAGUUCUCUUCUAUAAUAUAAAGUGAAAAAAUGGCAACCAUCACCACCAACCCCCAACUCCCCGCAACAAUGCGCGCUCUCGUGCGCACCGGCAAUGCCCAACCUCUUCAGCUCCAAGAGGUGCCCACCCCAACCCCAAUCCACGGAAGCAUCGUGGUCAAAAUCCUUCACGCCACGAUGGAUGUCAGCGUUACGCGCAUCAUCAGCGGCCACACGCCAUUCACAUAUCCAUUCCCCAAUACCCCUGGGGCCCGUGCCAUCGGGCGCGUGGCAGCCACAGGGCCUGACACUACCAGCUUCUCCAUCGGCCAGCUGGUGAUGCUCGAACCAGCAUUGCGGUCACGCGAUAACAAGGACGUCAUUUACCUCUGGAGCUUCCAUGACGGGUGGACGUCCACAGGGAGGAAAUUCAUAGAGGACAAUUGGCGUCAAGGCUUGUUUGCAGAGUACGCGCGGUGCCCGUUGGAGAACUGCUGGGCCCUGGAUGAGCAGGCUCUCUGCACUCAGUUGGGAUAUAGCACUGCGGAACUGUCUGCCAUCUCUCUCUACCCGAUUGCGUUUGCCGGGUUUCGGAAUGUGAAGCUUAUGGCAGGGGAGACGGUUGUUGUGGCGCCGGCGACGGGGUCGUAUAGCGGCGCGGCUGUGGGGCUUGCAGUGGCAAUGGGCGCGAAUGUCAUUGCUGCAGGCCGAAACGUCGACGUUUUGGAGAAGUUAAGAGCUACCCAUGGUGAGAGGGUGAAGAUUGUGCAGUUGAAGGGGGACGCGGAGGCAGAUUCGUCCGCGUUUAAGGAGCAAUUAGGUCGCCCCGUUGAUGUGUUUAUUGACGUUUCGCCCCCUCAGGCGUCCGGGUCGACGAUAGUGAGGAGUGGCUUGAUGGCGUUGGGGCCGUACGGGAGGGCUGUACUCAUGGGCUUCAUCUCUGAUGACAACAUUGCUGUUCCAUACAGCCAUGCUGUAGCCAACAAUUUAACAAUCCGCGCGCAAUUCAUGUAUCAUGCGGCUGAUGUUCGGGGUCUUUUGAGGCUGUUUGAAUCUGGCAUCCUGAAGCUCGGGAAAAGCGGUGGAGUGGAGGUGGUUGGCGAGUUCAAGCUGGAAGAGCAUGAGAAGGCAGGGAAGGCCGCGAUUGAGAAUCCACAGUUCGGGAAGCUCGUGGUGUUAAGCCCUUAGGCAUAUUGAUGUUUCCCUGCUUCUGGUUUGUAUAUUGUUGGAGUAUAGAAAUUUGAUCUUUGUGUGAAUUCUUACAUGUACAUGUACAUGUACAUGCCUGAAUUUUAUCUACUAUGCUGCCGCGAGAGAGAAUUUCCUUGCCAAAGUUCCGUUACCAUCUUUGAAAGGUGCUGGAAAGAUAUAAGGGAAUGUGAACUAAAGACCAAUCACCAAACCACGACAUAUCUAAUAAAUAUGGUAGAAAAUAAC